AUGCGAAGGAAACAAGCAGAAGAAGAGAGGAAAAGAGCUCCAAAGGGCCACUUUGUCGUCUAUGUGGGUAGUACAAGAAAGAGAUUUAUUGUUCCCACAUCAUACCUGAAGAAUCCCAGCUUCCAGCAAUUGCUCGAGAAAGCUGCAGAGGAAUAUGGGUUUGAUAAUCCAAUGGGAAUUGUUCUACCUUGUGAUGAAUCCACCUUCAAACAUUUGACAGCCUUCUUGGCCAUUGGAAUUGUUUUAUGGUCGAGCAAAGUCUUCUCACCUUUAUCUGCAGCAGAGACAGAAGCAAUGGCUCUAUGGGAAGCUAUGGAGCUCGUUAAGCAGUUGAAUUUGCGCUUUGUCAUAUUUGAAGGGGAUGCACUAGUUAUUAUUCGAGAUGUGUUGGGGAGCUUCCUUAGAUGGAAUCCCCAAUAG
Molecule: messenger RNA, 420 nt
Organism: Nelumbo nucifera (sacred lotus)
Lineage: Eukaryota; Viridiplantae; Streptophyta; Magnoliopsida; Proteales; Nelumbonaceae
Source: RefSeq, a predicted model, not a curated record